Molecule: messenger RNA, 1382 nt
Organism: Lontra canadensis (Northern American river otter)
Lineage: Eukaryota; Metazoa; Chordata; Mammalia; Carnivora; Mustelidae
Gene: YEATS4
Product: YEATS domain containing 4
Exons: 7
Coding region: 216-899 (227 amino acids)
Biological process (GO): regulation of DNA-templated transcription
Source: RefSeq, a predicted model, not a curated record
UCUACACCGCGCGGGACUAAACGCGCUUCCGGGACGCUGCCCGCCGCGAGGAGUUGGCUGUUCCUCAGCGCCGCGAGCCCCGGAGACUCGCCCUCACUCCGCCAGAGGCCAUCCGCCUGGGCCCGCACGGGAGGAGCGGGGCCUCUGAGGGGAGCGGCGACCCCGCCGGCCCCCGUCUCUUUCCCUGGCGGCGGCGGCUUCUUCCGUAGGACAAUAUGUUCAAGAGAAUGGCCGAAUUUGGGCCUGACUCCGGCGGGAGAGUGAAGGGGGUUACUAUCGUUAAACCAAUAGUUUAUGGUAAUGUUGCUCGGUAUUUUGGAAAGAAAAGAGAAGAGGAUGGGCACACCCAUCAGUGGACAGUGUAUGUAAAACCAUAUAGAAAUGAGGAUAUGUCAGCAUAUGUGAAGAAAAUCCAAUUUAAAUUACAUGAAAGCUAUGGCAAUCCUUUAAGAGUUGUUACUAAACCUCCCUAUGAAAUUACUGAAACAGGAUGGGGUGAAUUUGAAAUAAUCAUCAAAAUAUUUUUCAUUGAUCCUAAUGAGAGACCUGUAACCCUCUAUCAUUUAUUAAAGCUGUUUCAGUCAGACACCAAUGCAAUGCUGGGAAAAAAGACAGUGGUUUCAGAGUUCUAUGAUGAAAUGAUAUUUCAAGACCCAACAGCAAUGAUGCAGCAGUUAUUAACAACAUCUCGCCAGCUAACAUUAGGAGCCUAUAAGCAUGAAACAGAAUUUGCAGAACUUGAAGUGAAAACCAGAGAAAAAUUAGAAGCUGCGAAAAAAAAAACAAGCUUUGAAAUUGCAGAGCUUAAGGAGAGAUUAAAGGCAAGUCGUGAAACUAUAAAUUGUUUAAAAAAUGAAAUCAGGAAACUUGAAGAAGAUGAUCAAACAAAAGACAUAUAAAUAGUUCUAAGAGAACUUGCUGGUAAGCUAAGCUGAAAAUAUGAUGGACUUUAAGGGAGAGAUGGACUGCAAAUGCCAUGGUGUUUCUUAGAGAAACGACACAUACAGGUGUUGACCACAGAUUUCCAGCAAUGGGGGUCAAAGGAUUUGUACUUUUCAAGCAAUCUUUAAGGUGAAAUAGAUGUGGGUAAUAAGAAUGAAUGCUGUAUAGGCAUUUAUCAACCCAUUUUGGGGUAACUCUAAUGAUGUUAAGCACAAUUUAAAAAGAAUUUUUGCAUUGUAUAUAUAGUUUAUCCUUUUGACAGGCAUCACAAUUUCAUAAUAAAGUAUAAGUUGUACAAAUUUUGUACUUUCUUGGUAGAAAUAGAUGGUAAAUGAACAUGUGUAUUUAAUUUUUUAAGUUCUUACCUGUCCCCAUCCUAACUCUUUUGUAUCGGUUGUAUCCACUGCCCAGUAAGUACUUAAUAAAUGUAGUUUACAGAU